Molecule: messenger RNA, 1580 nt
Organism: Linum tenue
Lineage: Eukaryota; Viridiplantae; Streptophyta; Magnoliopsida; Malpighiales; Linaceae
Source: the annotation of a GenBank genome assembly
UGCCCUUAUUUGAUUUGUCUCUACCCUCUGCUCUCCCGCCGGUGUUCUCAAUUCUCUUCCCCAAAUCUUAUUCCGGUCUCAAUGGCGAACUUGAAGUCCAAUUCUCCCUUCUCCCGCCGCAUCGUACGAGCUUUCCUCGAUUUCCUUGACUCUGUUGAACCAGCACCCGGAGUUGAUGCCGAGAGCUUGGAGGUAGCACGGGAAUGUUUAGCCGGCGCGUUCAAGCUUGAUGUCAAUUCUGCUGAUGAUCCAAUUCAACCUGGUCUUUUGGUCAACCUAUUCCGUUCCCUCGACUCAAAUGAUCGCAAUCCUGCCGAUGGACAGCGCUCAAAGGUUCACCAGGAGGAAGAUGGGACGAGACAACCUGGUGGUGUAGGGAUGUCAAAUGAUGAAUUGUUUGGGCAAUUCUUCGCUGCACUUGAGAAAAUUCACUUCUUCAAAGCAACACCUGACGGGAAGGAUGAUUCAAUCCAACUAGACAAAGCAACACGGUUAUUCCACGAGGCUCUCAAUGAGAUGGAAAGAUCGGGAUGCCAGUCAUACAACAGGAAUAGCCUCGCUGAAGCAUUAAAGUCACAAGGUAACAAGGCAUUGCAGUUAAAGCGAUACUACGAUGCAAUUGAGUUGUAUUCUUGUGCCAUUGCACUUUGUGAAAAGAAUGCUGUUUAUUACUGCAACAGGGCUGCUGCAUAUACCCAGGUGCAAAAGUAUGCUGAAGCAAUCAGAGAUUGUCUGAAGUCUAUUGAAAUUGAUCCUAGUUACAGUAAGGCAUACAGUCGUCUUGGAUUUGUCUACUAUGCACAAGGGAACUACAGGGAUGCUAUUGAUAAGGGAUUUAACAAAGCCUUGCAAUUGGAUCCAAAAAAUGCGUCCAUGAUUGAGAAUAUCCAGGCUGCUGAGGAAAAAUUAAAGGAAGAGCAAUCAUGGGGUCAGAACUCGAGUUCAUCGGGGUUUCCUCCUCCAUUCGGAUCGAGUUCGUCUGGGGUUCCUCCUCCAUUCGGAUCGAGUUCAUCUGGGGUUCCUCCUCCAUUCGGAUCGAUGCCGUUUGAUCCUUCUUCCAUCCCCAUGAAUUUUGCAAACAUGAUGCGGAAUGUUAUGCCGGAUGUACAACACACAGGAGAGCAUCACGAACAAGGAGGGCAUGGAGAAUCCAGGACUGCCCCUGAUGAGCCGCACCAGCAGCCCGGAGCAGGAAUAGGCGGAAGCAUGAACAUUAAUUUAGGAGAAAUGAUGCCGGAUGAACUGCGAGGAGCUCUCCGAUCAGCCAUGGAAAUGUUCUCCGGAGCUGCACCACCGCCCACCGGGAAGGCCGAUCAAUCAUCAUCCAGUGGAAGAUCAGCAACACACUAGACUGAACUCAGCAUUUUUUUUGUCUUUCUGAUUUUGGGUGGAAGAAGGGAUACUAGAGAUUAUCUUUUGAUACGGUAUCUGACGUAGAGAUGGCUUUGUUUCGUUUGAUGUGUCUUUGAGUUUUAACUGUGUAGUUGGUUGACAAGUUAUAGUGGGCGUACAAUAUCAAAUUUCUCUUCUUCGUUCGGAAUUAUGAUUUCGUCUUCUCUUUGAUCAAAGUUUCUAUCAGG